Drosophila biarmipes is the source of this 3157-nucleotide messenger RNA. RefSeq names its product delta-sarcoglycan. The coding region runs from base 399 to 1586 and encodes 395 amino acids. Gene Ontology annotation, biological process: cardiac muscle tissue development; heart contraction. The record is from RefSeq and is a predicted model, not a curated record. The transcript is spliced from 6 exons. Lineage: Eukaryota; Metazoa; Arthropoda; Insecta; Diptera; Drosophilidae. Gene Ontology annotation, cellular component: sarcolemma; sarcoglycan complex.
GGAGUGUAUGGUGAAUAAGCCCGAAACGAAACAAUUGAAACAACCAAAAACUUGUUAGGCUCGAUACAUCCCUAUAUUUUUUUGUUUUGACCAUUUCGAAUUCGUUGCAAACAUAUUUACAUAACACCGCACCUGUGUGUUAAGUGUCAUUUCUCGGACAACUGAAUGCGAAAAUUGUAAAUGUCUAAUAUAUUAGGACCAGCUAGCUGUUGGUGCUUAUAAAUAUAAAUUUGGGGAAGUGGUUAUCUCUAUAAAAAAGAACACAUUACCAACAAUAAAACGCGUGAAAUACUUGCUAUUCAAUGGGUUUUAAAAAAUAAAGAAAGACAAUAUCUAAGGACCAGACAACCAUGAGCGUCAACUGGGGCUGCCACUAGCAGCAGUGCAGCAGCUGAGCAAUGUUGGCUGCUGGCGGCAGUGAGAUCAGUGACUUUGGGCCGAACUCGCAGCGACUAUCAGUUGGCACCACGCCGAAGCGAGCGCACAAGGCCAGCAGCCACCGACCUGGUUCUGGCUCCAGCUCUGGUCCUGGCCCAAUGACAACUGGUGGCACGAGCGGACCGAGCGGACCGAGCGGCAACGGGAACAGCAGUGGAGCAGCUACGAAGGGCGGAGGAGGUGCCAUGAGUGCCACCACUGUGACAGCGACGACGGGCAAAGCCACGGUCAGCCACGGCCAUGGUCAUGGCCAUGGCCACUCGAGGGGGGGGCGCAGUGCCCCAGUUGGACGCUCCAAUGUGGAUGGAUUCGUUGGUGGCAUCGAGACGUACUUGGGUCUCAUCGGAUGGCGAAAAAAGUGCCUGUACACUCUGCUCCUGCUGCUGAUGCUGCUCAUCAUCACGAAUCUUGUGCUCACCCUGUGGAUACUCAAAGUGAUGGAGUUCUCAACGGAGGGCAUGGGUCAGCUGAAAAUCGUACCCGGUGGCAUACAGCUGUCGGGCCAAGCGAUAAUUAUGGACAUGUUGCGCGCCUCGACAAUCCGUUCGCGGCACGGCCAACCCAUCUCCAUAGAAUCAUCACGUAAUUUUUCAAUCAAUACACGUGACCCGAAUGGCAUGAUUGAGAAUCAUUUAUUUCUGGGACACGAUAAGUUCGAGUGCCUGUCCGCGGGAUUUCGCAUCAACGACACCAACGGGCGCAGCCUGUUCUCCGUGAACCGCAAUGAAGUCACCAUCGGAGCCCAUGCCCUGCGGAUCGACGGCGAGGGCGGCGCCGUCUUCCGGGAAUCCGUGCAGACGCCUCAUGUGCGCGCCGAGCCCGGCCGGGAACUGAGACUCGAAUCGCCUACCCGCCAAUUGGAGAUGACGGCGGCCAAGGACAUCAAUUUGCAAUCGCGAGCGGGCGGCAUAGAAGUCGUGGCCCUGGAAGACGUCAAGUUCAGAGCCCUCGAUGGGAGCCUGCGACUGGAGUCCUCGAAGAUACUGAUGCCCAACCUGAGGACGGCACAGCCGCCCAUCCUGGGCACUGCCCAAAGUAGGGAUCACAUGCACCGCGUCUUCCAGCUCUGCGCCUGCUCCAACGGCAAGCUCUUCCUGGCGGCACCGCACUCGAUAUGUGCGGGCGAUGACUCCACGGUUUGCAGAUGAUUGCACGACGGAGCGCGCUGGCAGUCCACAUCCACGUCCACAUCCGGAUUCGGAGCCGGAUCGAAAUCUGAUUAGGUAGAGCUGGCUGGGUCUCUCGAGGAGCCGGACAGUGUGCCUGGUAUGCAAAGGAUCCACCCAGGAGCAGAUCGCCACUAUGUAUAUCUGUAAGCACAGACAUUGCCCCUACGCACACGUACAUGUUGAACUAUUCAUAUGCUAACUGUAACAUAGGACGGCAUACCAUAUACCUAAUUAGUGGAAAUCACACAAAUAUGACUACUGAUUAUUGAUAACUGAUCACCCAUGCGUACGCAAGCAUCCUGCGUCCAAAAUAGUUCAUACCCACUCUCGAGUGACUUAGGGAAAUGUACCCAAACUCGAAGGACAAAAUCAAGAGCUUCUUAGACACUUGGAUGUUGUGUACUAGUAUAAAAAAAGGCAAUUCGGGGUCAUAGGCAUUUCCCCAAAUAGACAUAUAAUGUAUCACCAAAGUGAUUAAUAAUGAAGUAAAUACAUAUAUAGGCAAUAUGAAACUAUAGUCAAACUUAGGAGGCCGUCAGCGAAAACACCCAUAUCUGUAUUAACCUUGUUUGAGAACUAGGAUACUCUUAGCUUUUUUGGUUUUAGACACAAUGUUUUUUUAACAUAACCAUUUUGAACACACCUCGCCUAAAUGAAUUACGCGAUUUCUGUCUUUUAUCAAAGCUUUAGGCGCACCGAAAGUAUUUAUAUUUUCAAUUCUUUAUACUUUUUGCUGUUAUUAUUAAUGAGUGAUGUAAUACAGUUAUUGAAAUAAUAUUAAUACAAAUAUUGAUUUAUUAAUAACAUAUCCGACCCCUUUCCACAAAGCAGUCCAGAGAUAUUGUACAUAAGACUGUAUAAUUCGUAGAACUAAAAUGCUUCAUCAUAGCAGCUCACUGCAAUACAAAUACAAAUUGAAUAGGACGUACUCGUAAAUGUAUUCAUGUAGAUAAUCUCGAAAGGCCUAAUGGAAGUUAGAAAGUGUUUGUACGAUAACUAUGAUCAGAAUCAGAAUAUUCAAAAUCCAAAUCCGAAGCAGCAUGUUGGCAUUAAACACAAUACGAAGACAAUGAAAUAUCAUCCAAUGAAUCGCAAGAGCUAUUUAUACCUAUACCUAAAUGUGUAUUAUCACAGAUACAAAUAUUAAAACCAAUACGAAAAUGAGUAUGAAUAUGAAUAUGAAUACGAAUACGAAAAUAAAUAUGGGUUAUGGAGUUUGAACAUGGCUAUGGAUAUAAAUAUGAACAUAUAUAUGAAUAGAGUUGAAUAUGAAAUUGCCGUUGAAGUUAUCAAGUGUGAGAGCACUUGAUAUAUAGAUAUAUAUAAAUAAAUAAAUGUAUAUGUAUAUGUAUCUGUAUGUAUGUACACCUAAUGCAAAUGCUUUUAAAGGGACAUUAAGUUUAAUUUGUUGUUGAUUUUUUUUAGCACGACUAGGAAACAUAAUGUUUAUAUAGGAAAUACGGAGGAAUAAUACGAAAUCUUUAUAUCACAUACAUUGUAAUACAGCAGAAUACUUAAAAAGAGAAAUACAUGCGUAAACCAGAAGCAAA